Molecule: messenger RNA, 448 nt
Organism: Vigna radiata var. radiata (mung bean)
Lineage: Eukaryota; Viridiplantae; Streptophyta; Magnoliopsida; Fabales; Fabaceae
Product: protein LIM2
Exons: 2
Coding region: 65-379 (104 amino acids)
Biological process (GO): systemic acquired resistance
Molecular function (GO): fatty acid binding
Source: RefSeq, a predicted model, not a curated record
AAUAAAUCAUAUGUAUAAAUAAAUCCAAACCCUCAGAAAUAUUCUCAACAGCAAGAAAUCAAAGAUGAAGUUUUGUAGUUACAUGAGGGCAGUGACAUUGGUGAUGAUGAUGGUAGGUUUGGUGGGACAAGUUGAAAGCAGUUCAUGCACAAGCACGUUCUUCUCUUCUCUUGUGCAGCUGAUUCCUUGUAGGGCAGCAGUUGCUCCUUUUAGCUCCAUUCCACCAAGUGAUGCAUGUUGCAAUGCCCUUAGGGCACUAGGCCAGCCUUGUUUGUGUGUCCUUGUCAAUGGCCCUCCAAUUUCUGGGGUAGACCGUAACAUGGCCUCACAGCUCCCAAACAAGUGCACCACAAACUUUCAACCAUGUGAAAGCAUGUGAUAAAAUCAAGUUCAAUGUUAGAAUGAAAUGUUAUUAGAAAUAAGGGUUUUAUUUUUACAAGAAAUUUAU